Messenger RNA from Drosophila willistoni, 1750 nucleotides. It is a transcript of the gene Nmd3, whose product is annotated as 60S ribosomal export protein NMD3. Gene Ontology annotation, biological process: ribosomal large subunit export from nucleus. Gene Ontology annotation, cellular component: cytoplasm; nucleus. Lineage: Eukaryota; Metazoa; Arthropoda; Insecta; Diptera; Drosophilidae. The transcript has a single exon. Gene Ontology annotation, molecular function: ribosomal large subunit binding. The record is from RefSeq and is a predicted model, not a curated record. The coding region runs from base 113 to 1648 and encodes 511 amino acids.
UUUAUCAUCACUGAUUAAACCACUCACUGCACGUGUUUACCAUCAUUGCAAUUGCGUCUUGUGAAAUAGUUGAAUACAUACAUAUUUAUUAACAAAGAUCAAAAACGCCUUAAUGGAGCACGCCGACUAUGCGCCUCUGGGCGCCACAGCAGCCGCCGCCAGCACUGCAAUAGUUCUUUGUUGCGAAUGCGGUGUGGCUAUCCAACCGAAUCCGGCCAAUAUGUGCGUGACCUGUCUGCGCAACCAUGUGGAUAUCACCGAGAACAUACCCAAACAGGCGGUCCUCCACUUCUGUCGCAACUGUGAGCGCUAUCUACAGCCGCCCACCGAAUGGAUACAGGCGUCGCUCGAGUCUCGCGAGUUGCUGGCCAUUUGCCUAAAAAAACUUAAAGGGCUUAAGGAUGUGAAACUAGUAGACGCCGGCUUUAUCUGGACUGAGCAGCAUUCCAAACGUAUCAAGGUUAAACUGACAGUUCAUGGCCAAAUUUCUGGAGGAACAGUGCUGCAACAGGUCUUUGUGGUGGAGUUUACAGUGCAAAAUCAAAUGUGCAACGAUUGUCAUCGCACUGAAGCCAAGGAUUUCUGGAGGUGUCUAGUGCAAGUACGUCAGCGUGCAGAAAACAAAAAGACCUUUUACUACUUGGAACAGCUAAUCCUGAAGCACAAGGCCCAUGAGAAUACACUAGGCAUUAAGCCAGAGCAUGGUGGUCUGGACUUUUACUAUGCCAAUGAGAAUCAUGCUCGCCGUAUGGUGGACUUCCUUCAGACAAUGGUUCCGGCCAGAGUAACCACAUCAAAGCGUCUCAUUUCCCAUGAUAUACACAGCAACAACUAUAACUAUAAGUACUCAUGGUCUGUGGAAAUAGCUCCCAUAUCCAAGGACAGCGCCGUUUGCUUGACCAAGAAACUUCGUCAUCAAUUGGGGAAUCUAUCGCCUUUGUGCUUAGUCAAUCGAGUCUCGAGCAGCAUCCAUCUAAUUGACCCACUCACCGCCCAAAUAGCCGAAAUCACAUCUCAGGUAUAUUUCCGCUCGGCUUUUGAGGCCAUCUGCAAUCCAAAGCAGCUGGUGGAGUAUAUUGUUAUGGACAUCGAUGUGAUCAUGGACAAAGACCGCAAAUCCUAUCCGGGCCAAGGUCAAGUGUCAUUUAAACAUGCUCUCUGCGAUAUUUGGGUUGUCCGUGCCUCCGAAUUGGGUCUCACCGAGAAUACCAUACAUACGCGCUCCCAUCUGGGGCAUCUGCUGAAAGUUGGCGACUCUGUGAUGGGCUACAAUACCGGCGAGGCCAAUAUCAAUGAUCCUGAGUUUGAAAAACUUUCAUCUGAUAUAAUUCCGGAUGUGAUUCUAGUCCGUAAACAUUAUGACAGACAAUCACGUCUUAGCCAGCGUGUGUGGAAGAUCAAGCAUUUGGCGGCGGAGGCCACUGAUGAGCGUAGCAAAUAUGAUUAUAAUGAGUUCCUCGACGAUCUGGAAGAACAUGAGGAUCUGAGAGGACAGGUCAAUAUCUACAGAGACAGUAACAAAACCGCUCCUGAAGCCACAGAUGAUUUGCCCCAGAUUAAUUUAGCCGAGAUGCUGGAAGACCUCACGUUAGAGUGUGCAGAUGAUGAAAUGGGUGAUGGCCAGGAGGAGGAGGAACCACAGUUAUAAGUUUUUUUAUUUUUCUCUUUUUUUUAUAUGUACAGUAGUGAGAAAAAUAAAAAAGACAAUUUUUUAAUUGUUAAUGCCAAUGCUAACUAUUGGCAACGGAUA